GUCUGCACGGACGGAGACAGAGACAGAGAGAGCCACAACAGGAAAAAGUGGCAGAGACAAAGGACCGACAAGCCUUCAGGGGGAGAGGACACAGCAGAGUCCGCUUUUAGACCGGUUUCUGAGCGUCCAGCCGGGACUCCACCGCUGGGAGACGAGCUGGCAUCUUUCGCUGCUUAAAUCAAACUCCUCGUUACGUCUGUUCCAGUGGAAGUGAGGCUUCAUGGUCAGCACUGCGGUGAUGGAAAGAACUGCAAACCUAUAGGCUGUGGUGGAAAGAGCUGUCAGCACACACGAAUACAGAGGAUGGAGGAAGUGGAAACACUCAGAGAGUAAUGGCAGUUUGAUUGACGGCACAGCUGUGGCAUUGUUGGAGGAGUAAUCUUUCAUUUGGGAGCAUCCGGAGUAUCUUUGUUUGCGAUUUCUGCUGGUGAUUCCAUCUUGAGUUCCUCUUUCUGCCCCCUCCUCUAUCUUGCUGACUUCAUAUCAGUCCUUUAGAGAGAGCAGGUGCUGCUGUGUUGAACAGCCACAGGUCUCUUUACCUUGCAGCCCCCACCUCCUGCUAGACUGUACACAGCAACACACAAGCUCCUCUCUUCCAAGCUGGCUGAGAGGUUGCCAUGGCAAUGGUUGUCAUGAUGCCGAUGUAGCGUCCUGCAAGUAGUAGUGGUGGAGGUAGUGGUGGAGCUGGAGGUGGUAGUGGCUCCGUCGGCGGUGGUGGUGAACGUCCAGGGAUGGGAAGCGCUCCGUAUCCAGCCGGUGAGUGGAAGGGGAAGGGGCGAGGCGGCCUGCAGGAGCUGGGCUGUAUGCCCUGGAAGGUCAGCAAGCAGAAAGGUGGAGGAGGGGAGGUGGUGGUGGGAGCCGAGGAGAGGAGGUGCAGGGAUCCCAGGGACACUCAGCAGCAGGAUCUCUCGUCCUCCUCUUCCUCCCUCACCCCCCCAGCUCCUCCCCAGCCGUCUCUGACACCUCCGGCCAUUUAUCAUGAGAAGCAGCGGAGGGAGCUGUGCGCUCUGCACGCGCUCAACAACGUCUUCCAGGACGGGACAGCCUUCAGUCGGGACACUCUGCAGGAGAUAUACCAGAGACUUUCCCCCAGCACUAUGGUGACGCCUCACAAGAAGAGCAUGCUGGGAAAUGGGAACUAUGAUGUAAAUGUCAUCAUGGCAGCUCUGCAGACCCGAGGAUUUGAGGCAGUUUGGUGGGAUAAAAGAAGGGAUGUGGGCAGCAUUGAGCUGUCCAACGUGGAGGGCUUCAUUCUGAACGUACCGUCCAAUCUGCGCUGGGGACCCCUCCGACUGCCACUCAAACGGCAGCACUGGAUAGGUGUCAGAGAAGUGGGAGGAGUCUACUACAACCUGGACUCCAAGCUACGUAACCCUCAACCCAUUGGCAAUCCGGAUGAGCUCAGGAGAGUUGGACCGCUGCGCAAAGUCUUCUCCAGCGCAUCCCAAAGAUUCUCAAUGGGGCUGAGGUCUGGACUCUGUGGCCGAUCCAUGUAUGAAAAUGACGUCUGAUGCUCCCUGAUCCACUCAUUCACAAUGUGAGCCCCAUGAAUCCUGACAUCGUCAUCUUGGAAUCAUCAGGGAAGAAAAACUCCAUUAAUGGAAAGACCUGGUCAUUCAGUAUAUUCAGGUAGUCAGCUGACCUCAUUCUUUGGGAACAUAACAUUGCUGAACCUGACCAAAACCAGAUCAUAACUCUAACCCCCACAGGCUGGUAGACACUAGACAUGAUGAGUGCAUCACUUCAUCCUCCUUUCUUCUUACCCUGAUGCCCCCAUUACUUUGGAACAAGGUAAAUCUGGACUCAUCAGACCACAUGACCGACCACAUUUGUUCCUCGAAGAUGAUGGUUCUCCAGGUUUUAAUGAUGCGUUGGACAGUUCUUAACCUGAUUUUAGUAGUUUCAGAAAUCUCCUUAGUUGUUUUCUUUGCUUGAUGCAGGCCAAUAAUUUGACCCUGCUGAGACAGAGUAACAUCCUUUCCACGACCACAGGAUAUGUCUUCUGACAUAGUUGUUCAAGAAAUGAGAAGCUCUUCACUGCAUCAGCUAAGGUUAAAUAAAUUGUUGCAGCUGAAACAUAUUCAUCUCUGCAGUAUUCAAUGGAAGGCUCUUAUCUAUUUGCUUAGUUAAAUCCAGGUGGCAACUUUCUUUUUGGCCAGGCAGUGUGUUUUGCCUUAAGCUUUGACUGUCACAGUCUGUAGUGCAGAAUGAGCUGUCAUCUGUCCCUGCACUCUCGGACGAGUCACUGCAACGCAUGUGACAAAACUGAGUAGAGAAUUGUGAGUUGGAAUGACCAGAGAAACACACUGGCUUGCAUGCUGCAAAAUCCGACUGGACAUUAGUUCUACAUCUGGGUAUUUUUGGCAUUAUGGCACUUGAUGUAUGGGAACACACUAAGAUUGUGUUCUAAAUCACACACUUGUUCUUUUUUACUUUCAGUACAUUCUACAGCUUACAAAGUACGUGCUGUGUCAUGCAGUAUGUAUACAAGUUGGACUACAUACAGCAUUUGAAGCACUAUAUAUUGAGACACACUAAAUCACUUUCCACUAUACUAUACUGUAUGGUAGUAUGGAUCCAGUUACAAACCACAUAUAGGAGUCUGAUUUCGUUCUCAAAGAGGCACCAUUACUCCAUUAUAGUUUACAUCAGGGGUGUCUAACAUACGGCCCACGGGCCAAAACCGACCCGCAAGAGGGUCCAAUCCGGCCUGCGGGAAGACUUUAAGACAUUAACUGCAAUUUUUCAAUAAAAAUACCUGCUAUUUUAGAUUUGUUCAUGCACUGCCACAACUUUUAUGUAUAAAUUUUAUACAUUUACAAGGCAGAAGGACAACUUAAUCUUCUUCCUUAAUAGUUCCCACUUUAGGUUGUGUGGUGUAGUAGUCAGGAUUACUACACAGAUGUGGAAAUGAACGUAAAUUGAAAAUAAACUCUAGGUUUUGACAAGUUGUUUCAAUCAUAAAGUAAAAUACUAUAUUGCUCAGUUCCAGAUAUCUGUGACUGAAUGUUUUGUGCCUUUGUAGACACACAGUGAUCUGUAAGUUGUAACAAUGCAGAAAUGAUCAACUGAGGCAUAAUACUGUUGAAAUUAAACUUAAUCUUAUUAAGAAACUUCAGUUUGUUCAU
Messenger RNA from Amphiprion ocellaris (clown anemonefish), 3128 nucleotides. RefSeq names its product Josephin domain containing 1 (gene josd1). Gene Ontology annotation, molecular function: cysteine-type deubiquitinase activity. The record is from RefSeq and is a predicted model, not a curated record. The transcript is spliced from 5 exons. The coding region runs from base 732 to 1511 and encodes 259 amino acids. Gene Ontology annotation, biological process: protein deubiquitination. Lineage: Eukaryota; Metazoa; Chordata; Actinopteri; Pomacentridae.